GAGCCCCCGGCUUCGCCUGGCGCCCAAAACGCCGGCGGCUACGCGGCGGGUAGCGAGGGGCCUCCCAGCUCAUCGCUGGCGGCGGCCGCUGCGAGCACUUUGCCUUCGCACCGCGGCGCCAGCAACUGGGCCUUCUCUCCGGCGCUCCUGGCCGCGGUCGGUUUCCUGCCAGCGGAGACCUUGGCAGGUUGUCUUGCUCAUGCGUCCUUGGGCCCGCCCUUCGCCGGCCUGGUGCAAGGGCUCGCGGGUGCAUCCGCAGUGCCUUCCUCGGAUCUCGUCUUUGCUCUGCGGUCCUUGGCCGCCGCCGCGCCUGGGCACGCUGCGCCUGCUGCCUUGGCGGCCGCUGCCCUCUUCGGGCGGCCGGGGCGCCCGGUGGGCCUGGCGGAGGUGGUCCACACCCUCCUGCUCGGGGCCGACUUCCUGGACCCUGUCGUCGCCGAGGCCCUGGUGGUGGUGUACGGGGGCUCGGCGCAGGGUGCCGCUGCUGCUCUCCGCGCCGUAGGGCAGCGCUGGGCUGCUGGCGCCGCGAGCUAUAGCUCGAGCGGAGCUGCGGUGGCGAGCUCGGGUGGAGGCGCCGCGAAUGGCGCCAGUGGCCCCGGGCCCUUGCAGCCUGCCGCGGUGCCGGCUGCGGGCGCCGCGGGCCAUAGCUCGGGCGGAGCUGCGGCGGCGAGCUCGGGUGGAAGCGCUGCGAGUGGCCCUGGCGGCCCCGGUCCCGCGCUGCCUGCUGCCGCGCCGGCUGCGGGUGCACCCAGUGCGCCGCCGCCCUGGCACGCCUCUGCAGGCGCUGCGUUGCCCACGGACCUUCCCGUAUUGGGCGGGCAGCUGCCGCCCGUGCCGAGUGGUGCCUCCCGCCGCUCUCGCCGGGCCCCAGCGGCUGGUGGCGGCGGGCAGUCCACGCAGCGGCGCAUUCUACCACGCGCCGACGGGCGGGCUCUGACCGACGUGGAAAUCCUGCGUCUUGCGGCCACGUACCCUCGGGGCCAGCCGCUGUACCGCCACUCUGGCCAGGCCUUCUUCCUGUACGGCUCGCACGGGCAGAAGAUCGGCGUGGCCAUCCGCCCCGCCGAGGGCGGGGGGUGCGUGUCCUGCUGGCUCCGGCAAGGCAAGAUCACACUCUCGGGGUCCCUGGGGAUGCAGGCGGCACUCCUGGGCGCGGUCCAGAACUGGACCGCGCCGUGGGCUGGUGGCCACGCGCAGGGCGCGGCCCCUCCGGGUCCAGCUGCUCUCGCUGUGCAGCCGCCCCCAGCCCUCGCGCCCGCCGGGGGCCCCGCCGCCGGCGCUGGCCCGGGCGGUGCCGCCCCGCCGGCGGGCCCCGCUGCCGGCGCUGGCUCGGGCG
Prorocentrum cordatum is the source of this 1336-nucleotide messenger RNA. The record is from the annotation of a GenBank genome assembly. Lineage: Eukaryota; Dinophyceae; Prorocentrales; Prorocentraceae.